AUGAAAGGAUCGAAUUUCGGAGCCUGUGAAAGGCCACCAAGUGUAAGUAAUUUUAUUACGGGACAACUCAUGAUGUUCAUAUCGAUCUAUUAUGCGCCUCUGCAUCUAGCAUUGGGUAGACCUCAUACAAUAACUGUCCUAGCUCUACCAUAUCUUUUGUUUCAUUUCUUCUGGAACAAUCACAAACACUUUUUUGAUUAUGGAUCUACUACCAGAAAUUCAAUGCGUAAUUUCAGCAUUCAAUGUGUAUUCCUGAAUAAUCUCAUUUUUCAAUUAUUCAACCAUUUCAUUUUACCAAGUUCAAUGUUAGCCAGAUUAGUCAACAUUUAUAUGUUUCGAUGCAACAACAAGAUGUUAUUUGUAACAAGUAGUUUUGUUGGUGGUUUAAUUGGUCACAUUUUAUUCAUGAAAUGGCUUGGAUUGGUAUUAGUCUGGAUACGGCAAAAUCGAUCUAUUAGAUCGAAUAAGUACAUUCGAUCUAAUAAGUACCUUCUAUCAGAAUUGAGAAAUUCUAUGGCUCGGAUCUUUAGUAUUCUCUUAUUUAUUACCUGUGUUUACUAUUUAGGCAGAAUACCGUCACCCAUUCUUACUAAGAAACUGAAAGAAACCUCAAAAAUGGAAUAAAGGAUGGAAAGUGAGGAAGAAAGGGUGGAAAGUGAGGAAGAAAGAGAUGUAGAAAUAGAAACAGCUUCCGAAAUGAAGGGGACUAAAUAGGAACAAGAGGGAUCCACCGAAAAAGAUCCUUCCUUUUUAUCAGAAGGAAAGGCCGAUCCAAACAAAAUCGAUGAAACAGAAGAAAUCCGAGUCAAUGGAAAGGAAGAUGAAUUCCACUUUCGAUUUACAGAGACAGGCUAUAAAAAUAGACCCGUUUCUCAAGAGUCUUAUCUGAUGAAUAUCAAUGAAAAUCAUGACAAUUCAAGAUUCAAAAUAUUUGAUAAACCUCUUGUGACUCUUCUUUUCGAUUGGAAGCGUCCAUCGACCAUUUCGCUACAUAAAAAAUAAUAAAUUUGACAAGGCUGUCCGAAAUGAAAUGUCACAAUAUUUAUUCGACGUAUGCAAAAGUGAUGGAAAAGAAAGAAUCUCUUUUACAUAUCCCACUAGUUUAUCAAUUUUUUUUGAAAUGAUAAAAACAAGGAUAUCCCCGCGUACACUCGAAAAAGCUUCAUCUAAUGAACUCUACAACCCUUGGGUUUAUAUCAACAAACAAAAAGAAAUAAAUUUCAACAAGGAGUUUCUAAAUCGAAUUGAAGCUCUAGACAAAAAAAUCUAUUUCUUUGAAUAUACUCGAAACAAGGACUCGAUUGUGUAAUGACAAUUAUACAAAGAUACUUAUCAAAAAGCUAUGGUCCUUUCUUGAACGGAUCAUAUCGGAGAACAAUCUACAUUUCGCCUUCAAUUCUAAAAAAAACUUUUAUCGAAAAUUUCAUAGAGAAAUUUGGGAUAAAUCGGAUUCAUGGUAUCCUUCUUCCGAAUACUGAUUACCAAGAAUUUGAAGAGAAAGUAAAUAGAUUUGAUAAAAAACCAUUAUCAACAGAAAUUGUUGAUUUCUUAACUUUCAUCAGUAAAUUUGUUAGAGAAUCAGAAUCCACCAAUCCUAAUGAUGAAAAAAUUAACACAAAAUCGAUUAGAAUAAAAGAAAUCAGUAAAAAAGUCCCUCGAUGGUCAUACAAAUUAAUUUCCGAAUUAGAACAAGAAUCGGGAACAUCAAGAAGGCGUACCAGUAGAUCAUGAAAUUCAUUCAAGAAAAGCCAAACAGGUAGUAAUUUUUACUGAUAUCAAGCAGGACACUGAUACUAAUACUAAUACUAAUACUACGGAUACUAAUACGCUCGAUGAAACAGACGAGGUGACUUUGAUACGCUAUUCACAAUAAUCAAACUUUGAGCGAGAUAUAAUCAAAGGUUCUAUGCGGGCUCAAAGGCGUAAAAUAGUUAUUUGGAAAUUGUUUCAAACAAAUGCGCAUUCCCCUCUUUUUUUGGACAGAAUCAAAAAAUUGCAUCUUUUUUCUUUUGAUAUCUCCGGGUUGAUUAAACUAAUUUUUAGAAAUUGGUUGGGGAAAGGAAAAGCAUUCAAAAUUGUAGAGUAUACAGAAAGGCAAGCAAAAAUGGAAGAGCAAGCAAAAAUAGAAGAAAAAAAUGGAAGAAAAGAAGAACAAAAUAAAAGAGCAAGCGCGAAUAGAGAUAGCAGAGUUCUGGGAUACCGUUCUUCCAUUUUCGCAAGGAAUAAGAGGUUGCAUGUUACUAACUCACUCUAUUUUUAGAAAAUAUAUUCUAUUCCCUUCAUUGAUAAUUGCGAAAAAUAUUGGACGUAUAUUCCUAUUUCAACGUCCUGAGUGGUCUGAGGAUUUCCAGGAAUUGAAUAGAGAGAUGCAUGUUAAAUGUACCUAUAAUGGUGUUCCAUUAUCCGAAACAGAAUUUUCGAGAAAUUGGUUGACAGACGGUAUUCAGAUAAAAAUCUUAUUUCCUUUAUGUCUGAAACCUUGGCACAAAUCGAAACAACGAUCCUCUCAGAAAGAUCUAAUGAAAAAAGAAAAAGAUGAUUUUUGUUUUUUAACAAUUUGGGGAAUGGAAGCUCAAGUUCCUUUUGGGUCGCCCCGACAACGACCUUCCUUUUUUAAACCCAUUUUUAAGCAACUCAAAAAAAAAAUUGGAAAAUUAAAAAAUAAGUAUUUUCGAGCUCUAAUAGUUCUCAAAGAAAAAACAAAAUUACUUGAAAAAGUUUCAAAAGAAACAAAACAAUGGGUUAUGAAAAGUGUUAUUUUUAUAAAAAAAAUAAUAAAAGAACUUUCAAAAGUAAAUCCAAUUUUAUUAUUUCGAUUAAGCGAAGUAGAAGUAUAUGAAUCGAGUGAAAUUAAAGAAGAAAAAGAUUCCAUAAUCAGCAAUCAGAUGAUUCACGAAUCAUUUAGUCAAAUUGCAUCUCCGAGUUGGACAAAUUCUUUAUUGACAGAAAAAAAAAUCAAGGAUCUGACUGAUAGAACAAGUACAAUUCGAAAUCAAAUAGAAAGAAUCACAAAAGAGAAAAAAAAAGUAACUCUAAGAAUAAAUAAUCUUAGUCCUAACAAAACAAGUUAUAAUGCUAAAAGAUUCGAAAAAUGGCAAAUAUUAAAAAGAAGAAAUGCUCGAUUAAUCUCUAAACUACCCCUUUUUUUAAAAUUUUUCAUUGAAAAAAUAUAUACAGAUAUAUUUUUAUCUAUGAUUAAUAUUCCCAGAAUGAAUACAGAACUUUUUCUUGAAUCAACAAUCAAAAAAUUAUUGAUAUCGAUUUACAAUAAUGAAAGAAACCAAGAAAGAAUUAAUAAAAAAAAGAAAAAUCCAAUUCCGUUUAUUUCGACUAUAAAAAAGUCACUUGAGAAUAUUAGUAAUAGUAAAAGAAAUUCACAUAUUUUU
Messenger RNA from Sesamum indicum (sesame), 3386 nucleotides. Lineage: Eukaryota; Viridiplantae; Streptophyta; Magnoliopsida; Lamiales; Pedaliaceae. The record is from RefSeq and is a predicted model, not a curated record.